Messenger RNA from Spathaspora passalidarum NRRL Y-27907, 2776 nucleotides. RefSeq names its product Ulp1p (gene ULP1). The record is from RefSeq and is a predicted model, not a curated record. Gene Ontology annotation, molecular function: cysteine-type peptidase activity; deNEDDylase activity. Gene Ontology annotation, biological process: proteolysis. The transcript has a single exon. Lineage: Eukaryota; Fungi; Ascomycota; Pichiomycetes; Serinales; Debaryomycetaceae. The coding region runs from base 184 to 1233 and encodes 349 amino acids.
ACACGAGGAGGUAUUAAAAAAAAGUAUCCAAGGAAGGUAUUGAAGGAAAGUAUUGGGCCUGGAACAGGGUGAGGGCCGGGAACAUGCACCGGUUACCACUUCUAGUUAUAUUUCAAGUUUAAUUUUAUUUUUAUACUCUAUUUUUCUUUUCACCAUGAUUCAUCUCCACAUAAUUAUACGUCAAUGUCGAUAAUAUAUGACGACAACAAGGGAUAUUGCAUAGACAACAACGUCGAUGAUCCAACCAAUAGUCAGUCAACUAUAAUAUCCAACGGAUUCGAUCAAUUACCAUGGGACGACUACCUUCCUGAAAAGUCCCAAGAACCCGAGCCCGAACCACAAGUGGAAUCACCUAAAAAGAAACUCAGUAAACUGGAAAAGAAAGCAGUACGUCAAACCAAAAAGAUUAACGCUGCCCGGAAACGACAUGCACAACGACAACAAGAGUUGAGCAAUGGAAAUAUUGCUCAAGAUAUACCCUUCAAACCAUACUUGGCUAAGUCCGAGAUAAAAUCAAUAUUUUCAAAGCUUACAAAACUGAACCAGCUGGACUUUAAAUUGUUUCAAUAUCAUUCAAUUGCGUUAUAUAAAUCGGAUAUAGAACACAUCCUCCCAGGGGAAUGGCUCAAUGAUAACGAUAUAUCGUUGAUAUAUGAACUCAUCCAGCAAAUCUUUAUUAAAUCGGGCCAUCGUCAGUUUAGUUACCAAAUACAAUUGCUAUUCCCGUCAUUAGUACAAUUGUUCUUACAUUUUCCCAUAAAUGACGAAAUUGAAGCCAUAUUACCUGUGGAUGAAUUGAAAAAACUGAAAUUUAUCUUUAUUCCUAUAAAUCUAAUUGACGAUUACGAUACCGUUGAUUUAGAAGGAGCAAAUGUUGGUGAUCAUUGGGCAUUGACCAUGCUUUCAUUACUUGAGAAUAGGUUGUACGUUUAUGAUUCAAUGACUACUGAAGCAGAUGACUACCAAUUAUUAACUCAAUUAUGUAAACGGUUACAAUCAUGCAAAAGUAUAGUCACGAGCAAUAAACCCAUCCAGAUAGUUCAUUUAAAAUGUGACCAACAAGACAAUUUCGAUGAUUGUGGUGUCUAUGUCAUCAUGAUAACCUGCUACCUCAUAAAUCAAUUGCUCUAUCAAGAACACAUCAGUUUGGAUUUAAGCAAAGUUAGAUUCAACCCAUUAGACGCUCGACUAUAUAUUAUGAAGCUUAUAUCCAGAUUAGCUAACACUUUAUAGACCUAACUAAAGAACUUUUCAAUCAAGAUUGAUGUCAUCAUGCUUGAUAAUGUCAUUCCCUUUACUUCAUUAUUCAAUUCUUCAAUAUCUUCUUGUAAUUCAACGGAUUCUGCAGUCUUAUUUGGACUAGUGUGAAUAAACAAUUCACUAGAAGCCAAAUAUUGAAUUCCACCGUUGCCCAAUCCUAACGCAGAAAUAAGCACAAUCAAGUUAUUAGAUACUUGAUUGACAACCUCACUAUCGGCUAAAUCAUACCCCAACAAUUCAAUUACUCUUGUUCGAGUAAUUUGCUUAGUUACUGACAUUAUAACUAGAAAAUUCUUGAAAUCAAUGAUUUUCCACAUAUACUCAAUAAAUGUGUGUGUCGGGGAAUAUUUACUUGCAGCUCCAGUUGGCAAACUAUUUUCCAAAUAGGCGUACAAUCUAUCAAGAAACAACUGAUCAUGCAAUGUAGUUUGAACGGUAAAUAAGUCCCGUCUUGACAAUGGAAUUAACACUUGGUUAUAAAACAAAAAUUCCAAACUUGACUCAUUUUCAUUGAACAAGUCAAUAAUUAUAUCAUCGUUCAUAAAUGAAAGUGAACAAGCUGGCUUUAAAAAUAUAGAAACAAUACCAAACAUUAGCAACAAAUUCGAUUUCAAAAUUGAAUCUCCCUUAAUAAGAAAUUGCAAUGGAUUUAAUCCAGACACUUGUAUUUUGCUUUCAUAAUUCAAAAACAAGGAAUAAAAUUCAUCAUAAAAUUCAAUAAAUUUGAAUUGUUUAAACAACAUUGCCAUAUACAACAUUUUAAUCAUCCAGUAAUAAUGCAAUUCAUCGUAGUUUCCUUCAUUCUGUCUGGUACUAAACACGGCUUCAUUCUUAGAGUAAUAUGUUGAAAUUUUCUUAUAAAUAGUCUCCAAAGGUUUAAAUGAACUUGAAGAUAUAACCUUAUCUAAACUACUAUUGCCAGUCUGUUCAUCCACUGGGAACCAAAUUGUUUGGAAUACAUUAGCAGAAUAUUGCAAGAAUAAAUACUCCACAUAUCGAUUAUUCUUCAAUUCAUCCGCAGAUUUAGGCUGGGUCAGGAAUUGAACCACCGUAGCAUAGCUAUUCAAGAAAUAAUGGGCCUCUGAGUAUUUUCUCUCAAUCAAUAAUAUAAUAACACACUUUUUUAUGAAAUCAAACAAUUCGUGACAUUCUUCAGGAUUCAUGGAAUCCACGGACUCCUUAUGAAUGUUGGAACUUUUAUCCUUACCCACUGUCAAAACUUCCUCGCUUUGACGUUCCACUUCUCGUGCCCAGACCGCACUAUAUUUUGAUUUAACGCCAAAGUAUUUUAGAUGACUAAUCAUAUCAUGGCCACAAGGAUGAAUUGCUUGAUAAGUGUCCAUUAACUCAAGAGCACGUAGAGCAAUUACGGUACGCUCCUGUUGAUGUGCAUUUUUGUUCUGAAAUGAAUUGAAUUUUGUAAAAGUUGAAGCUAGUUGGUUCACAUCGAGGAAUCCAAUAUCGAAUUUAUCCAGAGUUAGUGGCAUUGUAUUUGAUCGUGUGUGGUUGAUUCGUU